UUUAGUAACACUGUUAAAUCUUACCCAACAUCUCCUAGUGGUGAUCUAAUGUCAAUGACAGAGAGUCUAAUGGAUAAGUACAUGGCUGAUUACAGCCAGCGCUAUUAUCAGAUAAUGAAUGCUGAUAUUGGUGGUCAUAACCUGUUUGGUGGCAAUGCUGGUCCCUGGACAAGGAACCUGUUCCAAGUUGCUUAUCUUUGUGACAUUAAUCCAUCCUGUGCUGGCUUUACUAACGAAGGAUAUUUAAAGAACUCCAGCUCUGAUCAGCUCCCAUCACCAGGAAACAUAUUCUAUGCUAAAAUUAUUUAAUUUAAUUUUAAUGCAAAAACCUGCUGCAUGCUAUGCUGUUGCAAACUUAUUAAUUAUUCACUGGCUACUUUUAAUUAAUAUGCCGUAUUAAAUCUAUUUGUAAUGUUAUUCGUUCUAAUUAUGCGUAUAAAAAAUAACUUCUUUCAAAAACAUAAUUACAGUAAAUUACGUGUCACCACUUGUUGCUUUCUCUUUUCUCCCUAUCUCUUUCCGGGUUUAUCUUUGAGGAAUGGGUCAGAAAGGGUCCAAAGACAAUAGUUUCCUUGGGAGUAGUAGCAAUAGUUACUCAAAGACGGACAGACCCACCUCAUCCUCCUCGAACUCCCAUCCAGUCUCCUCGUCCACUCCUCCACGAUCAUACUCUCACUCGGUACAAGGAACGCAGCCACAACAACGACACACAGACACCACUCGCCCUCCUGCCCCUCUGCCUCCUCGUAACUCUUCCUCCUCUCUUCCUCCUCCUCCUCUACCUGAUAGAAGGAGUAGAUCCUCUACCUCUUCUAUCGAGUCUCUCAAUAAAUUCUUUCAAAAGUACAAAGACGAGACAGAGGAUGCCAUAUUGGCCGCUGGGAUGGAGCGAUUCUGUCAGGACCUUGGCGUCGACCCGACCGAUUUUGUCGUUCUCGUAUUAGCAUGGAAAUUCCAAGCGGAGGAAAUGUGUCGAUUCACAAGAGAAGAGUUUGUUAACGGCUGUCAGAGACUCACAGCUACUGACGCCUCAUCUUUAAAGAAACGCUUCCCCGAUCUAGUGAGAGAGACAAAAGAGUCUUCUAAAUCAUUCCGUGAGCUUUACAACUUUACCUUUUCAUUUGGUCUCGACCACGGUCUAGGACAACGGACACUACCGGUCGACAUGGCGAUACCUUUAUGGGAACUGGUCUUCACUUACAAGACCCCGCCCCUUCUUGAGAGAUGGUUUCAAUUCUUACGGGACAAUUCCAUACAAGGUAUAUCUAGAGACACCUGGAACAUGUUCCUCCCUUUUGUAACGACCGUUCAAGAGGAUUUUAGUAAUUACGACGAGUCGGAAGCCUGGCCAAGCCUGUUUGACGACUUUGUAGAACAAGAACUUGAGAAGAGUAGAGCUAGCUAGCUAGCUAGAGAUGUGUAGCCACACCCACCACUUAUUAAAUUAAUUUGUAUGUCUCAGUUAAAACUAUUGUUGUUAUAUUUUAUUUCUUUUUAUGGCAAGUUUGUCUAUCGAUUUUUUUGUUAUUUUUGAUCUCAUUGUGCAUAAUUGUUUGUUAAAGCAUUUAAAAUCGAAAA
Messenger RNA from Amphimedon queenslandica, 1578 nucleotides. RefSeq names its product DCN1-like protein 3. NCBI's taxonomy places the organism in Eukaryota, Metazoa, Porifera, Demospongiae, Haplosclerida, Niphatidae. Gene Ontology annotation, cellular component: ubiquitin ligase complex. Gene Ontology annotation, biological process: protein neddylation. Bases 539 to 1405 code for a protein of 288 amino acids. The transcript has a single exon. Gene Ontology annotation, molecular function: cullin family protein binding; ubiquitin conjugating enzyme binding; ubiquitin-like protein binding. The record is from RefSeq and is a predicted model, not a curated record.